Colletotrichum karsti is the source of this 1557-nucleotide messenger RNA. RefSeq lists its product as uncharacterized. The transcript is spliced from 2 exons. The coding region runs from base 1 to 1557 and encodes 518 amino acids. NCBI's taxonomy places the organism in Eukaryota, Fungi, Ascomycota, Sordariomycetes, Glomerellales, Glomerellaceae. The record is from RefSeq and is a predicted model, not a curated record.
AUGGCCUCCAAGAAGACCAAAGCUCCCGCCGCUGGCGACGACAUCGACGACCUCUUCGAGGGCAUUGGCGGCAAUGCUGCUGCUGCUGCCGCCCCCAAGAAGUCCCUCGAGAAGAAGGCCGCCAAGCCUACUACCGCUGCUUCCAAGGCAAUGGCCGACCAGGACAUUCUCGCAGAGCUCGAAAAGGACCUCGAGCAGCCUUCCCGCCCGCACACGCCCCGUAUCAAGGAGACCGCCGCCAAGGCCCCUCCUCGACGCUCAGCGACACCCACCACCGACGACAAGGCUGCUGCCCCUCGCAAGUCCACCGACAGCGCCAGAUCCCUCCGCGCGAGCUUCACCCCGAGCGCCACCAGCUCCGACCUUCAAGAGACCGAGAGGAAGCCCGCCGAGCAACCUUCUGCUGCCUCCACUUCAGCUGCUGCCGCCGCCGCUCCCGCUGCCGGGGGUGGCUGGUGGGGAAGCGUCUUCUCUACCGCAUCUGCUGCUAUGAAGCAGGCCGAGGCCGCUGUCAAGGAGAUCCAGAAGAACGAGGAGGCCAAGAAGUGGGCGGAGCAGGUUCGAGGAAACGUUGGUGGUUUGAGAGCACUCGGGGACAACCUCCGCCAGCAAGCACUCCCGACCUUCACAAACAUCCUCCACACCCUCGCUCCGCCGAUCAGCUCCCACGAACGCCUGCUCAUUCACAUCACCCACGACAUGGUCGGAUACCCCUCCCUCGACCCCUUGAUCUACGGCACCUUCUCGCGCGUCAUGUCCCAGGUCGAGGGCGGCGAGUUGAUGGUCAUCCAGCGUGGCCAGGAGAACACGAGCAGGAGGUACUCCAACGACGGAGGGGCGGGCUGGAAAGAUGGCCCCUGGUGGAGGCAGGCCGACUCUCCGCGAGACCUUGGUAUGAUUAAGGGACUCACCGAGGGCACCAAGCUCUGCCGCGCUGGCGCCGAGGGCUACGCCAGCGAGUACUUUGCCGCCCAUGGUGGUCUGGAGCAGGCCAAGAUCCGCGCCACGGAGGGACUGAGCGAGGAGAACCCGGUGCGCAGCUCCGACCUGUUCCUGGCCAUCCAGGCUGUAGGCACCACUUCCGACUCUGCUCUGUUCGCCCGCACUUCGGCCGUUGAGAAGGAGAAGGAGGCUUCGGCGGUGGCUGAACAGGACGAGACGGACGAGAUGGUUUGCUUCGCCGUCUUCUGCCUGGACCCCGUCCACGACAUCGAGUUCUCGGCCAUCAGCCAGUCGAUCCCGGCCAAGUGGAUCCAGUGGUUGGAUGCUUCCAACCCGCUCACUCCCGCCAGUGGUGAGGACGGUCAGGAUAUCUCAUCGAACCAGUCGAUUCCCGACGAGAUUCGCGAGAUCGUCGAGGGCGGUGGCGUCGACCCCCGCGAGUGGGUUGCGGAGUGGAUCGAGGAGCUGCUAGGCCUCGCCGUUGGUGUCGUCGCUCAGAGAUACGUUGCACGGAGAAUGGGUGUCGGUGAGGGUGGCCUCGGUAAGGGCAAGAGACGCAUGGACGAGCUCGUCGAGGACGGCGCCGGCGAGGCUGCCCGGGCCGGACUCAUCUGA